CUGAGCCUCAUCGAAAGAUGACCAUGCAACUAAAUUCCGAGCCACGAAGGCAUGAGUAACGAACGGAAAUAAGUGUUGAAGGCAAGAACAGGGCAUUGGACCACUUGCCGUAGUAUUUGGGGCGAGAUCCGGGUCUGGAAAAAGCUUGUAUGCAUGGCGAUUCAGGAGAGAUGCGGUCGUGUGGCACAGCUGCAUGGUCUUUCAAGGUGCCCUGGGUCUGGAGGAUUGAGUUCGGAGAAUGCAACGCGUGCGAAGCGCUUCGAUGUGCAUAUUCCGGUAGACGCACGCUUACCGGCGAUUUUGGUAAUAAGCCAUGGCUUCUAUGUGGCGCACAUGCAACGGUGAUUGGCCUGCGAGUAUUCCAUGCGCAGCUGUGUUACGGUGAUGAUAUGACCAAACGCGUAUUGAUCUCCGUAGCAAUAGCCUGCACAAUUUUCGCAUGGCUGGUGAUUAGAGGAUAGGAUGAUUUCGGAUGAUUGCGCCCGGUGGGCCGGUCUAGAGAUUCCUGUAG
Didymella exigua CBS 183.55 is the source of this 511-nucleotide messenger RNA. RefSeq lists its product as uncharacterized. The transcript has a single exon. The record is from RefSeq and is a predicted model, not a curated record. Lineage: Eukaryota; Fungi; Ascomycota; Dothideomycetes; Pleosporales; Didymellaceae. The coding region runs from base 150 to 461 and encodes 103 amino acids.